Molecule: messenger RNA, 2721 nt
Organism: Tuber aestivum (summer truffle)
Lineage: Eukaryota; Fungi; Ascomycota; Pezizomycetes; Pezizales; Tuberaceae
Source: the annotation of a GenBank genome assembly
GUAGAAAAGACGAUUAGCUGGUGCUGGUAGUCGGUGUUGGGUAUUUGCUAAAUUAUAUAGCGUGCUUAGUUGGUCCGAUGCGUUUUCACAAGAGUAGGCCGCCGAGGGGGCGUUCUUCAACUCUCUCUCUCGCCUCAUCAAGCACAACCUCCACCAUGGCCACCCAGGAAAAAGAGCAGUUGGGGCGCGAUUCCAAAAUUAGUGCCCUCAAAGCUAUAGUACCUCACCUACCAAACCUUCUCCUCAAGUCAACAACCCAUUUCCUCUCGUUAACCCCGCAGUCUCGGUCUUGGGAUCUGCGGACAACGCUUACUGUCGAGUUAUUACGAAGCUACCUCGCUAGAACGAUUGAUGACGGUUUACAAACCGUCGAAAGCAUUCAAAGCUUGACGAUGAAGCAGCUAAAGGUUGAACCGCACACUUGGAAGGUGGAUGUACAGAUUCCGGUAGGCAGCGCAGAUGGAGAGUUAAUCGAGAGAAUCGUGGAAACGGUUGUUGAGGAGCUCGGAGAUGUGGGUAUUCGGCAGCACGUACCCAAAGUGGGGGCCAAGAGUUUAACGGGGGAAUGGGUUGGUAACAGGAAAGUUGUUUCCGGGGGGGAACGAGAUGAGGCGGCCGAACGACGGAGAGAGAACUUGAGUGAGGAGGAAAAAUAUGAUGGCUUGAUGAGGGAAGUGGAGGGUGGAGAGGAUAGUGGAGUUGUGUUAUGGUUCCAUGGAGGUAUGUUUUUUUUACUUAUUUUUUACUGUCAGCUUGAGCGGAAGGGCACGGUGCUAAUUGACUUCCAGGAGCAUAUUUGUAAAUCUCUCAUUACUUCCUCUGGUAUUCUUCGACCUACUAAUGUUGAUAUAGCCUGUGUGACCCCGUCACCCACAGAUCCAUUGCGCGCAAGGUAGCAAGAACUACUAAAGGUUUGCUUUCUUCGGAUACCCUGGAUGACCAGUCGCUGAUUUUUAGGUCGUGUAUUCCUUCCCCGAUACCGCCUAUCACCGCAAAACCCCUUUCCGGCGGCCCUAAUCGACGCCCUGAUAAGCUACCUAUAUCUCCUAUAUCCGCCGCCAGGUGCUCUACACUCCCCAGUACCCGCCUCUAAGAUCAUCUUUGCUGGUGACUCAGCUGGAGGUGGGCUCUCUUUCGCAUUAUUGCAACUCUUGCUACACUUAAACCAUACACCGGAACCCACCUCUAAAGCCAAAGAUGAGGGCUUCCCAUUGGCUGAGGAAAACUUCUGCAUUUCUUGGCGAACAUCCCAAAGACCUAUCCCUCUACCAGGGGGAAUAGUAGGAGUAAGUUCUUGGGUAGAUGUUAGUCGAUGCUUCGGUGAGAUCAGGUUGCCAAAUGGGAGUAGAGGAAGUGAGGAGGAAUGCAAAGAAUGGGACUAUCUGCCGGCACCUACCGACUAUCGGGGGAGAAGAUACCCUCCGUCACCAGCUUGGCCGGAAAAUCCAGGGAGAACUCAUGUAUGUUCUCUUGUCGUCAUUUCUCGAGGGGGAAGGGCACUAAUCUGGACAGUUUUAUGCCCCAGAUGAGCUGAUUUCUCAUCCGCUUGUUUCCCCAAUUGUUGCUGAAUCAUGGCAUGGAUCCCCGCCAAUCUGGAUGUGUAUCGGGGAUGAGUGUUUGCGGGACUCGAAUUGUGGGCCUCCUUCCUCCUCUCAUCAACGGCCCCGAUACUAACGGGGGUAGUGUUUUUUACCCACCGACUUUUAGCGUCUAAUGUGUGUGUUCGCUUCUUGAAAUUUACCGCCAUGCCACACUGCUUCCAAGUGAUCAUCCCACACCUUGACCUCUCGAAAAAGUGCAUUGCAAAUAUGGGCGAGUUUAUCGAUGCUAUUUUCAGCAAUGGAAGUGUCAAAGUUGGUCAAACAAGAAUUAAUUUGAAAUGGGGCUCUCAGGAGGUAGUUCCCGAUGACGAACUAUGUUUGGGUGGACUUAAACUAGAGGACGUUGCUGCGUUAAUGAAGAACGAGAUAAACCUUUGGAAGGAACACGCGCGGAAGGAAGAGACUGAAGAGGCGAUGAGAUUGUAGACAUGUUUUGGGUUGUAAGUUGUAGUAGGAUAGAUGUACGGAUAGGUGUGUUUUGGCGAUUGUUUUUCGCACGAAUGUUUGAGAGUGUACGAUUUUAAGAUAUAGCUUAGUAGGCCAUCACUCGGGUCAUGGGGCCGAUUCCUUGAUUGUGGGGUGGGGUUGUGGGGAAACGUUUGAACUAGUUAUCAAUUGGGGGUUUGGGCACUCUCAGUUUACAUGUCACGCGCAUCUCUCUCCUGAUGUCAAGCAAUUGUUCGCAUUUCAUUUCCCCUUCGCCGUCAACCUUCACCCUAUGCAAGUCUCGGUAUCGAGGUGUUCUCCUUUGCGCUCGGUUCGCUGAUACUCCUGUUUUUGUAUGUUUAAUGGUCUGAGAAUACAAUUGGCUAUCAAUAGUGCGCAGACUAGAGCUUGGAAUCAACCUUAUUUGGCAGAAACCCAAAAUCAACCUCCUCCCACUCCGGAACUAUAUCCUUGGGUAGAUCUCUAGGAACUACUCAGGGAACUUUGGUUCCCUCUUUUCCAAAAACGGUCUGAGCCCUCCUCCUUAUCCCUACUAAAAUCAGCUGCCGAGCUUCGAGGGCCAAGUCGCAGGAUCGCUCUCCAUGGAACAAGGGGUAUAUAAUCUCCGAAUCCAAUACUGUAGAUGCGCCUCUCUGGUGCCUCCCGGACCCCUCCACGUUGGCAACUUUGCCAG